Messenger RNA from Cordyceps militaris CM01, 1986 nucleotides. RefSeq names its product C2H2 type zinc finger domain protein. Gene Ontology annotation, cellular component: nucleus. Bases 1 to 1986 code for a protein of 661 amino acids. NCBI's taxonomy places the organism in Eukaryota, Fungi, Ascomycota, Sordariomycetes, Hypocreales, Cordycipitaceae. The record is from RefSeq and is a predicted model, not a curated record. Gene Ontology annotation, biological process: regulation of transcription by RNA polymerase II. The transcript is spliced from 5 exons.
AUGAGCCGCCAGCAAAAUGAAACGACUGCCCCGGCGUGGCCGCCCUCUGCCGAGGCCAAACUCAAUGAUCCCUCUAUCCACAAAAUCCUCUCGAGGGGCCAAGGUGACCCAUGGACUACGUUUGCGCGGCAACAACAGCCUCCUAGCAUCGGUCAGAACCCAUGGUGCCCCAUGGCCUAUAGGGGCAGUAUCAGCGUCCUAUCCGAUGAUGGUCCGUUUCUCGAGCCGCCGCCAGGAGAUGCCCGCUUUCCAUAUGAGGACGUCGCUUCCGUCACCGGCCGCCCUGGCCACGAGGCUACCGGUUCUGCACACGUGCAGCAACUGCUCAACGGCUUCCAGAUUGGCAACCCAGGCCCGCAUCUGCCGUCCAUGCGAGACAGCACAAUUGAUGCUGCGAGCACUUUCUCCGCAAGCACCGCUGGGACCGGUCUUCGCGGCCCCCUCAAGUGCAAACAAUGUGACAAGGUUUUUAAAAGCCAGUCCAGCCUCAAAAAGCAUACACUGAGCCAUUCACGCCCACAUCGGUGCAAUUAUCCCGCCUGUAGCAAGAAAGACGGGUUCAGCACACCCAACGACUUACAAAGGCACAAAGAGUCGGUUCACAAGGAGGCAAGGGAUGUCUAUCAGUGUACAACAGGAGACUGCGCCGGGGCCUCUCAGCCAAAAUGGUGGCCACGAAAAGACAACUUCCGCACUCACAUGUUCAAGGUACAUAAAAUGGACAUUUCACCAGAUGACGCAAUUGCGUAUUCGGUCCGACUGGAUCCCAAGAUCGCGAAUACCGCGCCAUCUAGUGAGGUCACAACGUCGGAGGACCUCGCGGAUGCACAAUUGGCCGGGACAGGCAACGAGGUCGCCGAAUCAACGCUGAUGGACGUAGAUCAGUUUGCAUAUUUUCUUGCAAAUUCAGAUUCACAUCACUUCCGAAAUCUGAGCGGGCAAGCUGGCGUGGACGUUGGCGAGGGUUCGUAUUCGUUACAAGGAUUCGAGCCACCAGAUUUUGGAGGCCAAUCGUUCACGACGCAAACGAUUCCAGCCGCUAAUAGUAGCAUUUUCAUGACGUCCAUGGUCAGCGAUACCAGCUACCAGAUGCCGCCUCAGCCAGGGCCACCGAGCCAGGGCGUGAGUGCCGUGGAUGAGAUCCAAGUGGCAUACUCCCCCAAGACCGGUAGCGGUUUGAGCUCCAGUGGUCCCCGGGAGAACUUGAGUGCUGCAAGUUCUCAGAAAGUCAAUGCACCGAGUCAUGACGUUUUGGUCAACGACGGCUGGACAAAUUCGCAGCUCGUGGAUCACCUAGAAACGUUUCCGGUGGAGCUUCUACGACAGGCUUUGAGGUCAAAACAAGACUCCAAAACCCCCAAAAACUCCAACGAGCCUGAAGAAAAUUCUCAUCCCAAAUCUCGCUAUCAAUGUAUCGAGUGCAAAAAGGUCUGCAAUCGAGCCUGUGAGCUUAAGAAGCACAUGAAGCGGCAUGACCGGCCUUAUGGCUGCACUGUAAAAGAUUGCGGCAAAAAUUUCGGUAGCAAAAACGACUGGAAACGACACGAAAGCGCGCAGCAUGAACCCGUGGAGGCCUGGGCGUGCGAUGAAGACGGCUGCAUCGCCAUUUGUGAGGAUCGUCUUGCAUUCAUGCAGCAUCUCAUGGAAGCGCACGACAUGGUCCAUGACGAAGACCUUCGGUCGAGGGCGCAGAGCUGCCACAUCGGAAGACAAUGUGAUGCCAAAUUUUGGUGCGGUUUCUGCGGGCGGGUCAUUGAAAUCGACGAUAUAAUGAGUCAGGACGACGGCAGCAACGGCUCACCCUGGAGUCGCCGCUUUGAUCACAUUGACUGCCACUUGUUCGGGAAGAAUGGCUUUGAGAAGAAGGACAAAAGCCACUGGCGAUUUCUGGAAGACGGGGCCAAGGACUUUUUGGGGCAACUAAGCAGGGGCGUUCCGGAGAAGAGCAUUUCCGCAGCUGGUUCGUGGCUCGCGCGGUACAUUUGA